Messenger RNA from Symbiodinium pilosum, 2049 nucleotides. The record is from the annotation of a GenBank genome assembly. NCBI's taxonomy places the organism in Eukaryota, Dinophyceae, Suessiales, Symbiodiniaceae.
AUGGCUCUACAAUGCGGCUCACAUGAGCGCCUCGAUGUGGACAGCGAACUCGUCCCCGCUCUCGGAGCAAGGCAGGUGACGCAAACAAGAGCAACGCUUCACCGGCUGGCCUGUGCGCUUAGCACUUUCGGUGCCGCAUUCUUGGCAUUGGCCGCAGUAGCUCUCAUUCCGAUCGGUGGUGACCAAGACAGGGUUGAAACAACCCCCCAAGAAGUGUCUGUGGAGGAUGCUUGGCAACCACGCGGCCUUUCUCCUCCUGCACUUUCUCCUCAGAUAUCAUGUGCGCUUGUCACAUGUGGUGACUUCGCAACUACCCUUAGCAAAUGGGGCAAGUGUGAGGGACCGGCAACUUCUGCUGAUUGCUUCGAGAAGUGUUGCGGCGACAUCAAAUGCGCUUACAUUCCUGAUUUCUCUUGUGGAGCAGAAAGCUUCCCUGGCCUCAAUGCAGGCCUCACCAAGAGGCACAUUUCCUAUUGGAAGUCAGGCAAGGAGAAGAAGAAAUGCAAGGGAGAGGAAAAUUGCGUCGACGUCUGUUGUCAAGGCCUGUGCGCUGACGUCCAGUGUCAAGCACCAACGCCUUGUCACAGACCGUUCCCUCCAGAGAGGUGCACUCCUUCCACGUGUCAACAGCAGUGCUGUUAUGGGGACGAUUACUGCGGUAAUGGUCUCAACGCGUGGACUGAGGCAUGCAAGCAGUGCGACUCAUUGACAGGUUACUGUGAGAGCAAGCUCAACCUUGAUUAUGAGACCACGCCCAGGGAGGAGUGGAACAAGGCUGCAUACAAAGCAGUGAUGAAGGGCCACGUGGAGCCUGGUUGUGAGGUGAGGUCCACACCAACUUGCGAGAAGCUUCUCCAUUUCAAUUUAAAGACCGUUUUUCCAUUCCACAAAAAUGGCGAAGGAGUUUCGGUGAACGGGCUGGAUGUGAUUGCGGGUGGCACUCAAGCAGUCAGCGGUGGAGAUGACAAGCUCGUCUUCAUUUGGAGGAUUGCAGAUGGUCACAUAUUGAGAAAUUACUCGGCCCAUUACAGUGCAAUUCGCACGAUCUCCACAUUCAAUGAUGCCACUUUCUUCUGCGCGGCCAGCCACACGGAGGCAAUUGUUUGGCGCAAUUCCGGUCCCCAGGAUUCGGGAAUCCUGGCUGAGGAGUACACGACCGACAACCCAGCAGAUAUUGAGACCACUUCCUGCAUUGGCAUAAACACGUGGGAAACGGCCAUUGUUGGGCAGAACGACAGCUUCGCUGAGAUCUGGAAGUGGAAAGCAGAACAGACACUGCAAGUUCCUACGAACCCAAAGGUCCAAUGGAAAUGGCAGAUUGACAAAGAUGCCGGCUAUGUUCGCUGGGGGGAUAAGUUCAAAGGCCAUCCCAGCGACUGGAAAAAAGCUUUCACAGAUUGGAGGAAGAACCUUUUCGGGCUGAACCACCGUCGGCUGCAAAGCAACGCUUCCGAGGAUGCGUCGGCACGCCGGCUUCGUCCUGCUGACAGAACUGCACCCUGGACUAACUGGUUCACCAACACGCGUUGGGGCGAUGUCCCUGUCUAUUACUACCAGCCAGACAAUUGGGGACCCAUUACAAGUCUGGCAGCAAUACCUUUUGAUACUCUUUUUGCCGUAGGCUAUGGCUUGGGCAGCAUCCGAGUCUGGAUCACCUACAACGGUUUCCUGAAGAGCAUCAUCCCACAGGCCCAUGAUGGAGCGGUCACAGCAAUGGUGUCAGCUCCGGCCGGGAACGUCUUAUACUCUGGCGGAGCAGACGGCAUCGUUCGAAUGUGGAAUGUUUUCACGGGAAAAUUUCAGGCAGAAAUGUAUGCAGCCCAUGCGGGACCUGUGAGGUCUCUGGCAGUGAUCCCAGGUGGCAACAACAUCUAUUCAGGCCAUGCGACAGGCCUCCUGCUACUUUGGAUUCCUGCCAUCCAGAAGUUGUGGUGCCACCUAGAUACAAAGGCUGGCUCCGUCAAUGCCCUUGCAGUGAAUCCAGCUGUUGUAGGCCAGGUCCUGCUCGCCCUGGAGGGCGGUGAAGCCAGAGUGUACGAGAUGAGAUGA